CUGUUUCCCAGCGUUCUGCUUUCCAGUCGUGGGCAUUGUCUGCUGAAGGAGGAGAUAAGUGAAGGAAGGUGUUUUGAUGACUCAAGAGCUACGCCAAACACGCAUCAAGUAAGCAAAAUGGAUGAAGAAGGCAUCAGAAAACGAAGUUCAAAUCAAGAACCUGAUGAAACGCCCAUCAAGAAAAGCAAAUCUAUGAAUCUACAGAAAGAGGUGGGCCUUCUCAGUGGAAUCUGUGUCAUUGUUGGGACAGUGAUUGGUUCAGGGAUCUUUGUUUCUCCAAAGUCCGUUCUGGCUAACGUUGGAGCAGUUGGGCCCUGCUUAGUCAUCUGGGCAGCCUGUGGAGUGCUUGCUACGUUAGGGGCACUGUGUUUUGCUGAACUUGGCACAAUGAUAACAAAAUCAGGAGGAGAAUAUCCGUACCUCAUGGAAGCCUUUGGCCCAAUCCCUGCAUAUUUGUUUUCCUGGGCAAGUCUCAUCGUCAUCAAGCCCAGUUCCUUUGCCAUCAUUUGCCUCAGCUUUGCUGAGUACACAGCGGCUCCGUUUUAUCCGGGUUGUGACCCCCCCACAGUUGUCAUCAAGUGUCUGGCAACAGCAGCCCUUGUUACAAUUACUCUGGUAAAUGCCCUGAGUGUGAAGUGGGCGAGCUACGUGCAAAACUUUUUCACUGCGGCUAAAAUGGUGAUUGUCAUAAUUAUCAUUGUCAGUGGGAUUGUUCUUCUGGCCCAAGGAAAUACAAAGAACUUCAACAAUUCGUUUGAUGGUCCCCCGCUUUCUGUGGGCGCCAUUUGUCUUGCAUUUUAUAAUGGACUCUGGGCCUAUGAUGGAUGGAAUCAACUCAAUUAUAUCACAGAAGAACUUAAAGAUCCUUAUAGAAAUCUACCACUCUCUAUUGUUAUUGGAAUCCCUCUGGUCACAGUUUGUUACGUUCUGAUCAAUAUAUCCUAUUUCACGGUUAUGACAUCAACAGAACUUCUGCAGUCUCAAGCUGUUGCUGUGACAUUUGGAGACAGGGUUCUUUAUCCUGCUUCCUGGAUAGUCCCUCUUUUUGUGGCUUUUUCUACCAUCGGGGCAGCCAAUGGGACUUGCUUUACUGCUGGCAGGCUUGCUUAUGUAGCGGGUCGUGAAGGACACAUGUUAAAGGUGCUCUCUUACAUCAGCAUUAAGCGCUUAACUCCGGCGCCUGCUAUCAUCUUUUAUGGUGCAAUAGCUAUUAUUUAUAUAAUUCCCGGAGACAUCAACACCCUCAUCAACUACUUUAGCUUUGCAGUUUGGAUAUUCUAUGGUCUAACUGUGCUGGGACUCAUUGUCAUGCGCUUUACAAGAAAAGAUCUUGAAAGGCCUAUCCGUGUACCUCUUAUCAUCCCCAUCCUUGUGAUGUUUGUUUCCAUUGUGCUGGUUCUGGCACCCAUCAUCACUGCACCUGAGCUGCCAUAUCUGUAUUGCGCUCUAUUUAUUAUCAGUGGACUUGUCUUUUAUGUACUUUUCAUCCACUUCAAAUUCAGCUGGGCUCAAAAAGUCUCAAAGCCCAUCACUAUGCACCUUCAGAUGCUUAUGGAAGUAGUUCCACCAGAAGACGUUCCUGAACAACAUUGAAUUUUUCCAUCAUUAAAAAGGCUAGAUCCUGGAAAUGGUUCACCAGGUAUGCUACAUCAUGUCCACAACUAUAGGUCUCAAUGCUGAGGAUAGGGGACAUUUGUGAGACAGUAAGUGUCCUGAAAAAGACACCGUUCUGUUCUUUCCCCCUGUAAAAUGCAUUCAUUUUUGUAACACAUUGAAUUCAGGGAUCUGCAACAUCUUAAGAAAAUAUCUGUAUGGGGAGAAAGACCUGAGGAGUUGUAGGCCAUGGACUUGAUUUCAGGUAUGGAAUUUCCACAUUAUUUUCUCAGCAAGCUGAAAGGACGGAACAUGCAGUAUUACAGUGCCAUCUACCAGCAAACAAACAUGGAAGCGCAAAGAUGAAAUCUCAUCUCUUAAAUGUCUUACAGAUUUAUAAAGGGUAGAAACCCAAAUGAAAUGGCAGGUGAACAUCUGGGAGGGAGAAAGACAUGUGAUCUAGACAUAAUCCAUAUGAUAUUGACUCCAGCGGUUGAAGAGGUCAAGAAAAGUAAUACACUGGACUUUUCAAAGUAUGCCUCUGCCUUGACACAAUGAAACAUGAGCAGAUGAUGGGAAGUAUCUCAACACUGGAGCAGAUUUUUUGCAGGCACAAUGGUUUGUGUAUUAGAUGGGGAGAGUCUUCCCAGCAUGAGGCUUAAGGGCAGAUCCUUGGUUGCCCAUGGAAGGUUGUUUUGGCACUCAGGGAGCCUCAGCUUGGUUUGCUGCUGUCAUGUCUCUACCUCAGUAUCCUGCACAGCUGCAUCUUUUGAGAAGGAGUGCAUGCAAAGACAGAAGCUUAAGCAACAUUUUUAAUCUACCGUAAUUCCAAAGGAAAGACAAGGAGACUUGUAGCACCUUAAAGAUUUAAUGGAUUUAUCACAACAUCCUUAAAGAACUUUUGCCACACCAAUUUCCCUACUUGCAAAAUGUCUUCCCCUCCAAAACAAAGUUGCCACUAGGCAGAUUUCAACUUGUGUGCCAGGCUAAAACCUGUUUAUUUACUCAGGUUUAAUUUGUAGUAACUAUCACCCAUGUUUUAAUGUUUAUCCACUUUCUCCAGUGCAGUUGGAUUUGUUGUUUUAAUUGUUGUACCCACUCUGAAAUCCUUGACUAGAGUGGGUUACAUAUAUUUUAAUUAAAUAAAUACAAGCAGAUUUAUUACAGAAUAUGUUAGACUUUUAAAAGUGCCAAAAGCCUCUUUGCUGCUACAGAUUAACACAGCUACCUCUUGGGAAGUUAGUAAAAGUAAAAAUGGGCUGUGGUUGUGUAGGCUGGAUCCAUGAAGCUACAUCUUGGAUCUGGCUACCACCAUUCCUCUUAACCAUUGGUUUGGGAUCAGGGUUCCACAAUAUGUUUGUUUGGGAUGUGCAAGCUAGGUUUUCCAUGCUGUGCUUAGCUGUUGUCUCAUUACUCUCUCCCUCCCUUCCUCUGGCCUUCUCUAGAUCCCUUGUGCACUCUGAAAAGUCAAAGCAUUACUUUUUUGUGACUUGUUGCAAAUGCCUUUGGUAUAUUUUUAUUACAUUUUCUAUUUAAUUAAUAAAUAGUUUCUUAAAACUCAAAGACAUAAAGGCUGGUUUUAAGAGUGUUCUUUAUUGCUUUUCUAACAGGCAUAAAUAACUUUUUCCAUAAGUAUUCAUAUGAAGUGCCAAGUACUUAAACCAUCACCAAUCACCAUAUUAUUCUUUUCAUUAGAACUCCCUGUAUGAGGGUUCUGAGAAACUGCAGGGCUGUGUUCCCCCUGGUUCUAUGCUAAAAACCAAACAAAAUUUUACAUGGCAGAUGAAACUGCUAGUUUCUUAAUUUUCAAAAUAAAAGGAGCAGCAAGGGUCCCACAUUGGAUAGGUGGACUGGCAGGAGAAACAGAAACAGGAGGAG
Messenger RNA from Zootoca vivipara (common lizard), 3471 nucleotides. It is a transcript of the gene SLC7A9, whose product is annotated as solute carrier family 7 member 9. NCBI's taxonomy places the organism in Eukaryota, Metazoa, Chordata, Lepidosauria, Squamata, Lacertidae. The record is from RefSeq and is a predicted model, not a curated record. Gene Ontology annotation, molecular function: neutral L-amino acid transmembrane transporter activity; L-cystine transmembrane transporter activity. Gene Ontology annotation, biological process: L-cystine transport; amino acid transmembrane transport. Gene Ontology annotation, cellular component: membrane.